Canariomyces notabilis is the source of this 1270-nucleotide messenger RNA. RefSeq lists its product as uncharacterized. The coding region runs from base 158 to 1189 and encodes 343 amino acids. Gene Ontology annotation, cellular component: endoplasmic reticulum. Lineage: Eukaryota; Fungi; Ascomycota; Sordariomycetes; Sordariales; Chaetomiaceae. Gene Ontology annotation, biological process: response to endoplasmic reticulum stress; protein folding. Gene Ontology annotation, molecular function: protein disulfide isomerase activity. The transcript has 4 exons. The record is from RefSeq and is a predicted model, not a curated record.
CUGUAUUCCAACGCCCUGCAACGCCACAGCAGCAAGCUGUCCUUUCGAGGGGCCAAGCAGAUGGGGCUGCUUCAUUCUUAUACUUGGUACAUGUACCUUUGCUUUUUUUCAACAAACAAGAACUGGCCGGCAUCAUCAACAAACUAAGACAAGGACGAUGCUGCUUCAUGGCUGCUUGGUCCUUGCUCUGGUCUGCUGUCUCGGACACGGCGCCGUGGCCUGGAACCACGUCACCCAGCAGCAACUCCAAGAUGCAUUGGACUCGAAUGGAUAUACGCUGGUUGCUUAUAGUGAAGCGCUAGAGCCUGAGUGGCUGGCCAUGCAGGAGACGGAGAAGGACGACAACAUCGUCAGUUUUGACUGCCAUGCCCAUUCAAUGGUUUGCAGUGAUCUCGAAGUGGCCUCGUUCCCAGCCAUUAGACUGUACCACCGCGAUGGGCGGAUUGACCGAUACCGCGGGCUAAGAAAGGGGCGAGAAAUUGCCAUGUUUCUCCACAGAAUGCUUCGCCCGCCAUAUCUCGAGACAGAUGAGCAUCUGUCCGGCGUGAUGACAAUGCUCGAUGAUGUUGUCGUUAUGGCUCACACUCAGCCUGACGACUGGGAUUUCUUUGACCAGUUCCGGUCCUUGGCCAACAAAUAUCGAGACCGUUUCAGUUUUGUUGCCGCACCCCCUGUCGGUGACACUUCAGUGCUGGUUUGUUACAGCAACAUCGACGACGUGAAGCACACGGCAUCGGACGUGGUGACGGCCGGGGCCAUGGAGAGCUUCAUCAACAUGUGCGCCGAGCCCCUUAUCCCUGACUGGACAGAAGGGGAUGACGCAAGAUACAGAUCGGCUGGGAAGAGCAUUGUGCACUACUUCGCAACUAGCGACGCCGAAAAGGAGACGUACAGGCAAGAGAUGCGAGCUCUGGCCAAGAAAUACGCCAAUACCCUACGUUUCACCAUUACCGACGCCAAUAAGGACCCGGACAGCUUGACCAAGUUCGGGCUCAAGCCUGAGGUGACCCAGAAGACGGGAUUAGCUCUGGAGAACACAACUACUGGAGACAUAUUCCUUUUUACCGGGCAUCAAGACGUCACCGCACCGGUUGUCGAGGCCUUUAUAGAGGACAUUACCAGGGGCAACGUCCAGCCGUGGGAUCGCAGAGUGAGAAAAGAGCAGAUAAGCAGUCAUGACGAACUCUAGAAUGGACAAACCUAUCACUACUACUAUCUACCAAUAACCACAAGCCACCUUAACCCUACUCCACUGAUAAAGUAGACAGAA